Molecule: messenger RNA, 1629 nt
Organism: Hevea brasiliensis (rubber tree)
Lineage: Eukaryota; Viridiplantae; Streptophyta; Magnoliopsida; Malpighiales; Euphorbiaceae
Product: glutathione S-transferase U7-like
Exons: 2
Coding region: 163-897 (244 amino acids)
Biological process (GO): glutathione metabolic process
Cellular component (GO): cytoplasm
Molecular function (GO): glutathione transferase activity
Source: RefSeq, a predicted model, not a curated record
UAUGGAUGUAUCCAUAAAUGAAGUCGCUGCUUGCAGGUGGUGUUAUCAAAUGCUCUGACUGAUAAUUCCAGAACUGAAAAAGUCAAAAAGGUCGAUAUCUUCAAAUUCUAACCAGUAGGAAUUUCGGAAUUGUCAAACUAUGUUCAGGACUUGCUUAUCAGGAUGUUGUCUAUAAAAGGUACGCACAACAAUCACGGAUCCCUAAACAAGGUGCAUGGUGCAGAUUCCAAAAUGGCAGAAGAAGAAGUGAAGCUAAUUGGAAUGUGGGCUAGUCCUUUCAAUUGCAGAAUACGUCUGGCCCUGAAACUGAAAGGGAUCGUGUAUGAGUACAUUGAAGAAGACUUCUCCAAUAAGAGCUCUUUGCUUCUCGAGUAUAACCCAGUUCAUAAAAAAAUUCCUGUGCUCGUUCACAAUGGAAAACCAAUUGCAGAAUCUCUUGUCAUUCUUGAGUACAUUGAUGAGACCUGGAAAAACAAUCCCAUUUUGCCUGAGAACCCCAACGACAGAGCCAUUGCUCGUUUCUGGGCAAAAUUCGUAGAUGAAAAGAUCUUGCAAUCGGCUGUCCAGACUAAAGGGAAGCAGGUAAUAAACCAGCAGAACGAAGAAUUAGAUCAAAAUCUGAAGCUGCUUGAGAAGGUGCUAAAAGGGCAGGAAUUCUUCGGAGGAGAGAGCAUCGGAUACUUGGACAUUGUGGCAUUUGCUGUAUUGUACUGGUUCCAAGUGUCUCGUGAAGUUAGGCAGACGGAUUUUAUCAGUGAAAACAAAUUUCCAUUCUUGAGCAAAUGGAUCGGGAAAAUGAGUGAAAUAGAUGCGGUCAAGCAAUCCUUGCCUCCAAGAGGGGAACAUCUUGCCUUUUAUAGAGGUCGGAUUGAAGGUCUGAAGUCUGCUUCCAACUAAAGAGAUGCCUUAAUUAGUAGAUUUAAGUUUUCUCUUCUUUUUGUUUUUUUUCUUUUGAUCUCAUCAUCAUCUGUUUGAUAAUCUUGUCAAACCUGGGUGAUAGAUACCUUUAUGUUCAAUAAGUUGGUGUCAUCCAUAUUCAGAAUCUAUAUGGAAAUUCCAUUUCCAGAUUGUUGCCAUUUGAAGGGAGCCUAAUCAAAUAAAAGGGGCAUAAAACCAUGUUACUUACCAAUUGUUAGUGUGCCCAAUGCAUUUGUGGUACCACGUUGCAUCCGCAAACUGCAAUGGCAUUGUGCUUGGAGUAUGUGUCUGAGCAUUAUUGAGGCCAACUGACAACCAACCUGCUACUUUAAAUAACCUGGCACAUCCUACCAGCAUGGCAAGGUAUCUUGAAUUGGGUUUGCCAAGGCUUCCUUGAUGUGAGCUUCUACGAUGCUGCCAUGUCGCCUCAUCUUUCUACCUUUCUUUGUUAAGUUUUAUGGUUUAUGGUACAACGUAACAAUACGGGCGGUGGAAAGCCAUUAAUGGGGAUGGGGCCUAGAAUUCGUGACUAGAGACUCGCAUCUAAGAGGAUAAAUUAGGAUUUCAAACGUUGCAGCAUUGUGUUGUUCACAAAGGAGAAAUUUUCCACUUUAUACUAGUUGGUUGAGAAGCAGUCGUUGUUAUUAAUAUCUUUGGAGUUGGAGAGGCAAAUUCCACAAUACAAUCGGUCUGCCCAUAUUUGUUUGUUUA